CCACAUGUUGCGAUAAAGGGAGCAGGUAGGGCAACAAUUACGUAUUUGUCUAGCGCUCAGUAAAUAGACACUUUACACAAGAUAAGGUGAAUACAGAGUGGAGAUACUUCACCUUUAAUCUGUAGCUAUCUGCUUAGGAACAAAAGGAAAGGCAGCUGCUUGCAUGACUCAGCUUUCAGCUUAAUUUUUUUCCUUUUGGCAGAGUGAAUUUUCGUUUCACAAUACCAAAAAAAAAAAAAAAAAAAAGAAAGGCGGGGGGAGACUCAGAAUAAGGAACAAUCAUUUGGCUUGAGUAUUUCAUUUUAUGAGAAACUCACUAAGUUGUUAUUUCUCUCUUUUCCACAAGAACGACUAACAGAGCUACAGACAAGUGUUUGGGGUCAUCUCAGUGGAAAUUGUCGAGCCGACUUUGGCUCACACGUUCCUCUUCUCGUUAGGGAGGGAGUGACGGGGCAAAUCUGCGUGCUGGUGGUGGCGGUGCCUCCCAGGGUUGCUCGGCUGGGCCGCCGAGGGCUAGACCCCAGCUCUAUCCCGUGUGGGCUGCGCGUCCCCCAAAACCCCGGCCGUCAGCGACUGCGGACACCUGCACGCCCACGAGACUGGCGGGCGGACAGCGACUCGGCCCCAAAGGAUGGCUACCAUAUUAGGAGACACCAUCAUGGUGGCCAAAGGCCUUGUCAAGCUGACCCAGGCAGCCGUGGAAACCCACCUGCAGCACUUGGGCAUCGGAGGGGAGCUGAUCAUGGCGGCCAGGGCCCUGCAGUCCACGGCUGUGGAGCAGAUUGGCAUGUUCUUGGGGAAGGUACAGGGUCAGGAUAAACGUGAAGAAUAUUUUGUUGAGAACUUCGAUGGCCCAGAAGGGGAGUUCCACUUCUCAGUCCCGCAGGCAGCCGGGGCCUCCACAGACUUCUCUGCAGCCUCCGCUCCUGACCAGUCAGUGCCUCCACCCCUGGGUCAUGCCCACAGCGAGGGCCCAGCUCCUGCCUACGUGGCCAGUGGACCCUUUAGAGAAGCCGGGCUCCCCGGCCAGGCUGCCUCCCCUCUGGGCAGGGCCAACGGGAGGCUCUUUGCAAACCCCAGAGACUCAUUCUCUGCCAUGGGCUUUCAGCGAAGGUUCUUCCACCAGGACCAAUCCCCUGUGGGGGGCCUCACAGCUGAGGACAUCGAGAAGGCCCGGCAGGCUAAGGCUCGCCCCGAGAACAAGCAGCACAAACAGACGCUUAGUGAGCAUGCCCGGGAGCGGAAGGUGCCCGUGACGAGGAUUGGCCGGCUGGCCAACUUCGGAGGUCUGGCAGUGGGUCUUGGCUUUGGGGCACUGGCGGAGGUCGCCAAGAAGAGCCUGCGCUCCGAGGACCCCUCAGGGAAGAAGUCUGUGCUGGAUUCCAGUCCUUUCCUGUCUGAGGCCAAUGCAGAGCGUAUCGUGCGCACGCUCUGCAAGGUGCGUGGUGCGGCGCUCAAGCUGGGCCAGAUGCUGAGCAUCCAGGAUGACGCUUUCAUCAACCCCCACCUGGCUAAGAUCUUUGAGCGGGUGCGGCAGAGCGCGGACUUCAUGCCACUGAAGCAGAUGAUGAAAACUCUCAACAACGACCUGGGCCCCAGCUGGCGGGACAAGCUGGAGUACUUCGAGGAGCGGCCCUUCGCCGCGGCGUCCAUCGGACAGGUGCACUUGGCCCGCAUGAAGGGCGGCCGCGAGGUGGCCAUGAAGAUCCAGUACCCUGGCGUGGCCCAGAGCAUCAACAGUGAUGUCAACAACCUCAUGGCCGUGCUGAACAUGAGCAACAUGCUUCCAGAAGGCCUGUUCCCCGAGCACCUGAUCGACGUGCUGAGGCGGGAGCUGGCCCUGGAGUGUGACUACCAGCGGGAGGCCGCCUGUGCCCGCAAGUUCAGGGACCUGCUGAAGGGCCACCCAUUCUUCUAUGUGCCUGAGAUCGUGGAUGAGCUCUGCAGCCCGCAUGUGCUGACCACAGAGCUUGUGUCCGGCUUCCCCCUGGACCAGGCCGAAGGGCUCAGCCAGGAGAUUCGGAACGAGAUCUGCUACAACAUCCUGGUUCUGUGCCUGAGGGAGCUGUUCGAGUUCCACUUCAUGCAAACAGAUCCCAACUGGUCCAACUUCUUCUAUGACCCGCAGCAGCACAAGGUGGCUCUUUUGGAUUUUGGGGCAACACGGGAAUAUGACAGAUCCUUCACCGACCUCUACAUUCAGAUCAUCAGGGCUGCUGCCGACAGGGACAGAGAGACUGUGCGGGCAAAAUCCAUAGAGAUGAAGUUCCUCACCGGCUACGAGGUUAAGGUCAUGGAAGAUGCCCACUUGGAUGCCAUCCUCAUCCUGGGGGAGGCCUUCGCCUCCGAUGAGCCCUUUGAUUUUGGCACCCAGAGCACCACCGAGAAGAUCCACAACCUGAUUCCCGUCAUGCUGAGGCACCGUCUCGUCCCCCCACCCGAGGAGACCUACUCUCUGCACAGGAAGAUGGGGGGCUCCUUCCUCAUCUGCUCCAAGCUGAAGGCCCGCUUCCCCUGCAAGGCCAUGUUCGAGGAGGCCUACAGCAACUACCGCAGGAGGCAGGCCCAGCAGUAGGGCUGUGGGCCACGCCCAGGCCGGCUCCAAGGGAACUCUCCUUCAGACAGGCCAAAAACCAGUAGGGAGGUGGUGGUGGUGAUGCUCUUUUUAACUCCUUUGCCCAAUAAGAGGGGGUGGCUGCCUGGAGCCCCAUAGCCAGUGUUUCCCACGGUUUCUGUUGCUAAAUGGUUGUAGGGUGAGAAGUGCAAGAAUGAAGAUGAAGACCACUGCUCGGUCAGUCUGCCUCCGAGUGUCCUCUCAAAUAAGUAGAUGAAGAUGAAAGGGCAACUUUGUUUUCUUUUUCCUGACGUGAAUGUUAAGCAGAAGGGAGAGUCCUUACUCCCUUCCAACCUCUGUUCCAGUGCAAAACCCAGAAAACAUGAACACAGAUACAAUUGUGGGAUUUCAUUAUCUGUGUAGUAGGGGUGUGUGUAUGUGUUUCUAGAGUGAGAUUUGUGUUUUCUGCCCUUUUCCUCUCCAGCCGAUGGGCUGGAGCUGGGAGAGGUGCUGAUCUAACAGUGCCAACAAGUGCUCCUUAAGCCUGUGAGGCCCAGGCCUGUAGGGCUGGCUCUCAUCUUUGACAGCUGAAUGUUUCUGAAGAACUGCUGCCCCAUGGUGAGGGUGGGAGCAGAGCAGCACAACAGGGAAUGCCAGACACAGGCUGGCUGCUGCUGGAAAGUGGGGUGGGACUUCCUUCCUCGGUCUGGAGAGGCAGAGGUGUCACCAGUUCCAGCCAAAGGCUCCUCACAGGUUCUGUGAAUUUUUGUACAAGUCUUGUAAUGAUUGAAUCAACUUGUUGCAAUUUAAUAAAAAUGCUCGUGGGAAGUGC
This is a messenger RNA of Chlorocebus sabaeus (green monkey), 3386 nucleotides long. RefSeq names its product coenzyme Q8A (gene COQ8A). Gene Ontology annotation, biological process: ubiquinone biosynthetic process. The record is from RefSeq and is a predicted model, not a curated record. NCBI's taxonomy places the organism in Eukaryota, Metazoa, Chordata, Mammalia, Primates, Cercopithecidae.